Messenger RNA from Thunnus maccoyii (southern bluefin tuna), 7174 nucleotides. It is a transcript of the gene smg6, whose product is annotated as SMG6 nonsense mediated mRNA decay factor. Gene Ontology annotation, biological process: nuclear-transcribed mRNA catabolic process, nonsense-mediated decay. Gene Ontology annotation, cellular component: telomerase holoenzyme complex. Gene Ontology annotation, molecular function: protein binding; telomeric repeat DNA binding; telomerase RNA binding. Lineage: Eukaryota; Metazoa; Chordata; Actinopteri; Scombriformes; Scombridae. The record is from RefSeq and is a predicted model, not a curated record. Bases 29 to 5074 code for a protein of 1681 amino acids. The transcript is spliced from 19 exons.
UGUUGUGUUUGUGUUAGUGAAAACAAAGAUGGCGAACGAACUGGACAGAGUGCGAAUCUCAGCUGCGGAACUCCGAGCUGAAGCGUCGAAUUCAGUCAAUAUUACUGACUGUCAGAAAGCGGAAGAGCAUCAGGAGCCUCACACACAGAAGCAACACAAGAGACGUGAAGGAAAGCAUCCCGAUCUGCAGCGCUACCAUCCGGUGCCUGGGCAUGGACGGCGUCACCGUGAAAGUGAGGAGGGAGAGACUGGUCAAAGUGAAGGCUGUGUUCCCCUGGCCUCUGAUUCACAUGUCUAUGAUCAAACAUCAAAAUCAAAAGAUGACAAUAAGAGUGUCUCUGAUACAGUUUUGGAGAGACAUGGGUGCACAGAUGGUGGGAUGAGUACCAACAAAAGGGAUGAAAACAGAAUGAGAGGUGAUGGUAGUAAUACUCAGAACUGUAGAAAGGACACCCACCCACAUGCUAAAACAGAAGUAAAUCAGGAUAAGGACUUUGUUGAAAAUGACAGAGAACAUCAGGAACCUUCUGGAGCUGCUAAGCCAACAAAGAAAGCCCGCAAACCAGACAGAGAAUUUUAUCAACCUGGGAGCCGGAGGAGCAUCCAGGGAAAGGACUGUGGAGUUGGAAGAGAGCAGGAUAAGCCUCCCCCGAGAAAGCAUGACCAGAAAAUUGAUCCAGAAUCCCAGUGUAGUACAGAGGAAAAGGAGAGGAAACAAAAAACAUGUAUACAAAAACAGGGAGGGAAAGACAAAGAUGUAAAAGGUAUUCAGGAAAAUGUAAAAUUGGCUAAAUCCAGUGAGACAAACAGAAAGCAAGGAAGCCGAGAUGUGGAAAAACCUCCAUUACCCUUGGAUGCUACAGUAGAGAAACUUACUAGCAAAGUAGAAAGACUCAGUGUCAAAGAAAAGGGCAAAGUGGGAGCUGAAGGCCAAGAUGAUGAAGAGGCAAGUUGCAGGAGUGGGGAAAAAACUGAUAAGGGGAGGAGAGGCCAAGGGGGUGGAACAAAAGAGGAGGAAGAAAAGGUGGAGAAGAAAAGGGAAAAGGGAAAUCGCAGGAGAAGAGGAGGGGAGAGGGAAAAAGAGAGGAAUCAGGACUCCAGAAGAGGAGAUGAUGAAGUAAGUGGUGGAGGAAAGAGUGACCGGGGAAAAGCUGAGAAGGAAAGAGACAAAAGAUCAUUAGAGGCCGAUAGAGAUAACAAACCAGGUAAGACAGGAGAGACACACCAAAGCAAAGGAAGAGAGAAUCGCAGAGAAAGAGAAAGCAGAAGAGGGGACAACAACAACAACAACCGGUCCAGAGAUGUUGAGAAAGAUGCUAAGACAGAAAGAAAUGUAGACAGAGCCGUAGAAAGAAGUGAUAGAAACAAAUCCAAUGCAAACAUCACAACACCAACCUCAAAGCGCUAUUCCAAAUCAGAUAUUCGACGCUCACGGAAUCGAACUUACAGCAGUAGCUCAGCCAGCAGUGUGACCAGCCUGGACGGUCCUGGACUAGGGAAGAAUGCAGAGGGCUCCAAAUGGUUACGCUUGGAGUCCAGGCACAAUAACAAAGAGGGGAUGGCUAAUAGCGGAGAGGGACGAAGGAGUCAUUUACAGAGCUGGACAACCAACGGGGAAUCAUCUACCGAAUCACUGGAAGGAAGUGAGAUGAGUGACAUAGUAGAGGACAGAAGGAGGAGAAGGGGAGGUGGGGAGGAAGAGCUGAGUGCAGAGAGGCGGAGGGAAGAAAGAAACAGACCAAAGGGAAACAAAGGUGGAGGUCGUGGAAUCCUAAGGGUUUCUCUUGAGAAACAGGCAGUUCCCUCGUCGCAUAGUGGAGAUGCACAACAUCGCAAACAAGGCUUGGUUCCUCGUGGCAGAGGUGGGGGUAUCCUGGUGCUUCCAGCCCGCACCGACAUCUCUAAUUCACCUGAGGUUGGGCAAAGGCUUUUUGGUGGAAUUAGGGGAGGAGCAGCCUGCAGGAGUAGAGGAGGCAGGGGAGGAGGAGUGAGACGACUUUGGGAUCCAAAUAACCCUGACCAGAAACCUGCUCUUACCCGCACCCAGUCCUCCCAGCAUUCAUCUCUCCAACAGCCUAUAUAUCUUCAGUCAGGCGCUGGAUAUGGACAACUUCACUUUCUGGACACUGACGACGAGGUAUCAGGCAGUCCUCCAGUCCCACAAGGUGAGCAUUUCCGAUCCCAGCAGGCUGCUGCCAUGGCCUACUACAAGUUCCAAAACUCUGACAACCCCUACUGCUAUCCAAUGGCCACCAGCAACCCACAUAAUCCCAGCACCACCACCAGCCAGCGCUAUACAUAUCCUUAUCACAUGGGGCCCUACCAAAUGGCUCCACCUAAUGGUGUGUACCCAGGCCCUGCUGUGGGUCAGUUCUGUGGUAGUUAUAGGGGCGCAGGUUAUUCCCAGCCAGGUGCAGGAGGUGGUUUGCCAUUUGAAGAGGUGGAGCAACAAGCAAGAGGGGAGCUGGGGAGGCUGCUGAGGGCUGCAGAUGCACAAGAGCUCCAGCUCAGUAACCUGCUGUCCAGGGACAGAGUGAGUGCAGAUGGACUGGAUCGCAUGGCCCAGCUCAGAGCUGACCUUUUGGGGCUAUAUGAGCAGGUCAUCCUGACAGACAUUGAACUGUCAGACUCUCAGAACGUGGAUCAGGCUUUGUGGAAGCAUGUCUUUUACCAAGUCAUAGAACGCUUCAGGCAGCUACUCAAAGACCCCACCUUUGACAACACCCCUCAUAUCAGGAACAUGCUGCUCACGCUGCUGGAUGAGGGAGCACUAUUCUUUGAUGCGCUGCUUCAGAAGCUGCAAACAGUAUACCAGUUUAAGCUAGAAGAUUACAUGGAUGGCAUGGCUAUCAGGGCUCGGCCAUUACGCAAAACGGUAAAGUAUGCACUAAUCAGUGCUCAGCGCUGUAUGAUUUGUCAAGGAGAUAUAGCACGUUACCGGGAACAAGCCAGUGACUCUGCCAACUACGGCAAGGCCCGCAGCUGGUACCUGAAAGCCCAGCAGAUUGCCCCCAAAAAUGGACGACCAUAUAAUCAGUUGGCUUUGCUGGCAGUCUAUACUAAGCGGAAGUUGGAUGCUGUGUAUUAUUACAUGCGCAGCUUGGCAGCCUCUAACCCCAUCCUGACUGCAAAGGAAAGCCUGAUGAGUCUGUUUGAGGAAGCUAAGCGCAAGACAGAGCAGCUGGAGCGACGGAGGAGACAGGAGUGUGAAGGAGGCUCCAGGGGUCCAGCAGUAAGGGGACGAGGAAGAGGGGAGGAGGGUGCACGUAUGGAGAUUUGGAUUCGCCCCAGCGGACAAGCAGCAACCCCAUCCUCACAGAGAGGAGGUAGUGAGUCCAGCAGAGAUUCUGAACAGGAUGGAGAGCUGAGCAGUCUCAGUGCUAGUGAUCUAAAUAAGAGGUUCAUUCUGAGUUUCCUGCAUGCACAUGGAAAGCUCUUCACUAAAGUGGGCAUGGAAUCCUUCCCUGGAGUGGCAAGCCGUGUUCUGCAGGAGUUCAGGACGCUGCUCCAGCAUGGUCCUUCUCUUCUGGGCAGCACACACAUGCUGCAGAUCAUCACCAUCAACAUGUUCACCAUACACAAUGCCCAGUGCAGAGGUGAAGAAGAAGAAGUGCGGUCUGUUUUACAAGAGCAAAGCACUGCUCUGGGUCUCGGCAUGUUUGCGCUAUUGGUGCAGCGCUGCACAGAGUUGCUCAGAGAUAUUCCUGCAGAACCAGUAUCCAUGGCGGAUGGAGAGGAGGAGGGUAAAGGGGAGGAGCUGGAGGGUAUGGUGAAGGUCUCUGCCUUCCCAUUGGACCUUAGAGAACUACUCCCAAGCAUCAAGGUCUGGUCUGACUGGAUGUUGGGACACCCAGACCAGUGGAACCCACCACCCUGCAAUAUAGAUUGCAGCCCUGACGUUUGGCAGUGCCUGGCUGACCUGUGUAACGUCCUGGCACGUGUGGACCAUGGGGAGGUGCCGCUGUACAAAGUCGACAGUGAUGAAGUCGAGGGAGACGAGGAGUUGACUGUACUGCAGUUGAAGGAGGACAGGCUGCUGGCUGGCUUUGUGCCACUGCUUGCUGCACCCCAGGAGCCCUGUUACAUUGACAAACACACUGACAUGGCAAUAGCAGCAGACUGUAAGAGAGUGACAGUGCUGAAGUACUUUCUGGAGGCUUUGUGUGGACAGGAAGAGCCUCUGCUGGCGUUCAAAGGAGGCAAAUACAUCUCCGUGGCAACUUCUCCUCCAUCUAACCACUCAAUGGAUACAAGGAGCAGGCAGGAUUCUCUAACAGAGAAAGAGGCUGAUGAUGUCAUCGUCGAGGCAGAGUCAUCACUCUCCACAUCCGAAGGAGAGGAGGAUGUCGAGGAGGCAGGAGACAGUGAGAAUGAUAUCAGACAGCUGAAGGCGCGACGCCACGCCCUCGCCAACAAACUGGCACAACAGCAGAAACGCAGGGAUAAAAUACAGGCGGUGCUGCAGACAGGCGGACAGUUGGAGCUGGAAGUGAGGCCGCUCUUUUUGGUUCCAGAUACCAACGGAUUCAUUGAUCAUUUGGGCGGACUGAAGAAGCUCCUCCAAUGUGGAACAUACAUAAUAGUUGUGCCACUCAUCGUGAUUACAGAGUUAGAUGGCUUGGCUAAAGGCCAGGACAACUUUGGUGGAGGACUGGGGUCAGGAGGCCGCAGCACAGGUAGUCGCAGCAACUACAAUGUUAGUGCAGCCCAUGUGCGGGCCGUGCAGGAGAAGGCCCGGUUGGCAGUGGUUUUCCUAGAGAAAGGGUUUGAAUCCAGGGAACCGUGCCUCAGAGCCCUUACAAGCAGAGGAAAUCAGCUGGAGUCUAUUGCCUUCCGCAGCGAAGACACGUCUGGACAACAGGGUAAUAAUGACGAUGUGAUCCUGUCCUGCUGUCUCCACUAUUGCAAAGACAAGGCAAAAGACUUCAUGCCUGAUCAGAGAAAUGGGACAGUGAGGCUGCAAAGAGAGGUGGUACUCCUUACAGAUGACCGUAACCUACGUGUCAAAGCUUUGACACACAACGUCCCAGUCCGAGACAUCCCUGCUUUCCUCAGCUGGGCCAAAGUGGGCUGAACCAGGCUAAGCUGAAAUCAAAGGAACCCAACUGCUGAAGCCUGCUUGCCACUCAGCCAGGAGAGAAGACACACUUAUGCAGAGGAAGAGGAGGAGGAGAAAACAGGGGAGAGGAAAUGAUAAAGCGAAAAACCACUUCUUAUGAAAUAUGAGCAAAAGUGGUGAGAGCAGAGUGGUUUUAGUGAGCUUUUUUCCCCCCUCUUGUGAUGGAGUGUGUGUGUGAAUGUGUGUGUUAAGAUCAGUGAGCUUCCCCAGAAAGAGACAGGGAGACUUGAUAAGUCUCAGGAAGGCUGGACUGGAAGGGACGAAGGAUGGAUGGAGUGAGUAAAAAUGGAGUGAUUUGAUUUGAAUUGUCUGGUCCAGCCUUGAGCCUCUGCGCCUAGUUAGUGAGUGCACUCUGCAAGCAGUAUUAAAAUUUGAGGCUGAUGAUAGAAUGAGCCAGAGAGAGGAAGAGUGUUUAUGGUCAUCUAAUUGAUUAAAGACAGCUGUAAUGAAUGCCACAACUGGCACUUCCACACUUCUCUGAGGGCCCAGUCCCAGUUACAGACUGCUGUGGCCUCUACAGCAGAGCUGAGAGAACGGUAGGCGGAGAGAAGCACAGCUGGAGGAUCUGUGUCAGUAGUGGCUGACUGUAGCGAGGGAUACCAAGAGCCCUCAUGCAACAUCAGUGCCUCCAGUCAAUCAUAUGCAGGUAUUGUAUUUCCUGAAAACCCAGGAAGUGCUUGAUACCUGUUUGCUAACUUGGGUUGUUCCUCCAGCUUGAUGCAAGCAUUAAGUUUGGAUAUUGUAAGAAACUGAUUUUUUUUAAAAAUCAACAUCUCUAAAACAUUGGAUUUUUUUUUUCUAUUAUUUUGUUUGUAUUUGUUUUUGAGCUCAUGCAUAAAAGGUUUUCUUUCCAUCCUGAAGGCCAUUUCUCAUAUAUAUUGUAGACUCUAAUUCCAAGUAUCUGCCAGGUUUUCCCAAUAACAAGAUGAACCAUAAUUUACUGAAGACAUCCCACGUUACAUUUUGAGUUUGAAUCAGAUCUGGGUGCAAAUAUACCAGCAAUUUUUUUGUUGUUGUUGUUUUUGAGCAGUGUAACAACAAAUGCCAAUAUACCAGGAUGACUCAGUCAGUUUGUGGAGAGUUUUCAGUUUCAGGAAAUUAUUUUACAAUGACUAACUUUCAUGGGAUUGUUGUCUUAUAGGAGAAAUUCCACCCAGCUGCCAUUUUAAACAAAAUUUUGCAGAUACUGUUUGACUCAGGUCUGCCUUUGGACAGCCACUUUGUUAGGAGAAGGUUUAGUUCUUCAUAGUGACUUUGCAGAUACUUUAUCAAUUUCUGCUGGUGAAUAAUUCACUUAAUUUUCUAUUCAUCUUUACACUUGCAUAUCAGUCUUUUUGUGCUUUUCAGUUCAUACCACCGCAGCAGUUUACCUUUUUAUUUUAUUUUUUUAAAUCACUAAUACCUGUUUUCUUCUCAAGAGUUUGAAUUUGUCUUUUUUUCCCCACAUAUUCACGGUCACAUAUUCACAUUUCUUUCUUUGAAAUAAAAUGUAUGUAAUAUAACUUCACAAAUUACAGCCUGUAAAAUUACCAUUGAGUUCAAGCAACACCUCACAGACACAUUGUCAACAAACAUUUAACACAGAUGGUAUUUGUGUGUGUGUUUGCUUGUUCUACAUUGCUUUGUGGUAGUUUCAGGAAAUUCUGAGUCAUGUCAGAAGUGUAUGUUUCUGUGUGCACCUGAAACAGCUGGCUGCUCAAUAUAGUCAUCUGUUAAGUCACAUUCAUCAUUCACAGUUUGAUCAUAGGGAUUUAAAAGAAUACUGUAUGUAGAUGUUGCUACUCUACUUUCUAUUUGUUCUGUACCUUUUCAGCUUGUACGACUCUCACCAGCAGUUGAUGUUUCUGUAUUUGUGUAAACCGUCAGACAGGUUUAUUAUUGAGUUUUUGUUUCAUUUUUCAGCCUGUGUUGGUGCUUCUGUAGCGUUCAGUGCAAUCUACUGUGUUAUGUGGCGCUGCUGCAGUGUUUUAAUGUCAGGGCAAAUGUAGUGAAUACAUAAUCAACUUUAUACAAAUGACUUUUUCAUUGUCCAUCAUUAAAAAUGUUUUGAAGGCA